Messenger RNA from Salvia miltiorrhiza (redroot sage), 560 nucleotides. RefSeq names its product protein RADIALIS-like 6. The record is from RefSeq and is a predicted model, not a curated record. Lineage: Eukaryota; Viridiplantae; Streptophyta; Magnoliopsida; Lamiales; Lamiaceae. The transcript has 2 exons. Gene Ontology annotation, molecular function: DNA-binding transcription factor activity. The coding region runs from base 138 to 389 and encodes 83 amino acids.
CCACACACAAAAAUUAAAGAAAGGAAAGAAAAGAUAAACAAAAAUAUUCAUCAACUUGAGCAUCACCUUGUGUAUUUAAACACCUUAAACCAAAACACACACACAUCACAUUACACUUGUUGUUGGUGUUCAUAGAAAUGGCAUCAAGCUCUAUGACAUGGACGCCAAAGCAGAACAAGCAAUUCGAGGAAGCCCUAGCCAUGUACGACAGGGACACACCACGCCGUUGGCAUAACAUUGCUAGAGCCGUUGGUGGGAAGACCCCAGAGGAGGUCCGGAGGCACUACGAGGCCUUAGAGAAGGAUAUUAUCAAAAUUGAAACGGAUCAAGUGCCCAUACCUAAUUACACAACCAUAGCCAAUGCUAGAAUGAGCAGAGCAGGCUUAUGAAGAAUGCGAAGCUGCAAUGAUAUAUCAACAAUUUGGAUAGCAAAUCACUAUCAUCCCCUUGUUCACAAAUAAGAUAGACACUUUGACAUCAUCAUGGUAUAUAGAUUGUAAACAUACGCGCUUGAAAAUAUAUAAAUUAAAUAAUAGUACUACUUGAUUGUCUUUGUUCAA